Messenger RNA from Tupaia belangeri chinensis (Chinese tree shrew), 2712 nucleotides. RefSeq names its product dyskerin pseudouridine synthase 1 (gene DKC1). The transcript is spliced from 17 exons. Gene Ontology annotation, molecular function: pseudouridine synthase activity; RNA binding. Gene Ontology annotation, cellular component: box H/ACA snoRNP complex. Gene Ontology annotation, biological process: rRNA pseudouridine synthesis; box H/ACA sno(s)RNA 3'-end processing; mRNA pseudouridine synthesis. Lineage: Eukaryota; Metazoa; Chordata; Mammalia; Scandentia; Tupaiidae. Bases 1 to 2085 code for a protein of 694 amino acids. The record is from RefSeq and is a predicted model, not a curated record.
AUGGCCUGGAAGGAUGAAGUGGGAGACACAACCCAAGAUCCUGUAAUCAAGGAUGGUUCUGCGACCAGGGUCAGAUCUCCUGAUCCUUACUUGCUCUAUGCUUUUCUGACCAUUGCCCUGACCUUUAUGAAGAGACCUGGCAAGGCUGUGAACUCGCGCGAGUCUUGUAAUUUAGAAAGUGCUGCUCUAGCAGACGCGAAUAGCAAGCAGCUAAAAAGGGCUUUCAACCUCUCUGUGCCUCGACCUCUUACUUUUUCCAACUGGUACCGAUCCGACAUCAGUCAGAAGGGGAUGGUGUCAGAAAGCGAUGAGCUAUUUUGUACAGAAAGCUCAGCCGGGAUUCAGGUGCAGGAGCCCCCCCGCUUUGCGGAAAAGGCGAGCAAACGCUGGCUGGAGCCACACCCAAAGCUCUGGGCGAAGGGGCGAAUUGCGCUCGCGACCCUAAAUCCAUUUUCUACUCUUCCUGAAUUUGAACUUUUGUUUUAUUUUCGUGGAAAAUCCCCAAAUCUGUGUGUGUGUUUGUGUUUAGUAAUUAUCUUGCCAAAGAAGCAUAAGAAGAAAAAGGACCGGAAAUCAUUGCCAGAAGAAGAUAUAGCUGAAAUACAGCAUGCUGAAGAAUUUCUUAUCAAACCUGAAUCCAAAAUAGCUCAGUUGGACACAUCUCAGUGGCCCCUGUUGCUCAAGAAUUUUGAUAAGCUAAACGUGAGGACAGCACACUAUACUCCUCUUCCAUGUGGUUCAAACCCUCUGAAGCGGGAGAUUGGUGAUUAUAUCAGGACAGGCUUCAUUAAUCUUGAUAAACCCUCUAACCCCUCUUCUCACGAGGUGGUAGCCUGGAUCCGACGAAUACUUCGGGUAGAAAAGACAGGACACAGUGGUACUCUCGAUCCAAAGGUGACCGGCUGUUUAAUUGUGUGCAUAGAACGAGCCACUCGCUUGGUGAAAUCUCAACAGAGUGCAGGCAAGGAAUAUGUGGGAAUUGUCCGGCUGCACAAUGCUAUUGAAGGGGGAACCCAGCUUUCUAGGGCCUUAGAAACAUUGACAGGUGCCCUGUUUCAACGACCGCCACUUAUUGCUGCAGUCAAGAGGCAGCUCCGAGUGAGGACCAUCUAUGAGAGCAAAAUGAUUGAAUAUGAUCCUGAAAGAAGAUUAGGAAUCUUCUGGGUGAGUUGUGAGGCUGGCACCUACAUUCGGACACUGUGCGUGCACCUCGGUUUGUUAUUGGGAGUUGGCGGUCAGAUGCAGGAACUUCGGAGGGUUCGCUCUGGAGUCAUGAGUGAAAAGGACCACAUGGUGACAAUGCACGACGUGCUCGAUGCACAGUGGCUAUAUGAUAACCACAAGGAUGACAGUUACCUGCGGCGAGUUGUUUACCCUUUGGAAAAGCUGCUGACAUCUCAUAAACGGCUGGUUAUGAAAGACAGUGCAGUGAAUGCGAUCUGCUAUGGGGCCAAGAUCAUGCUUCCGGGUGUUCUCCGGUAUGAGGAUGGCAUUGAGGUCAAUCAGGAGAUCGUGGUCAUCACCACCAAAGGGGAAGCAAUCUGCAUGGCUAUUGCGUUAAUGACCACAGCAGUAAUCUCUACCUGUGACCACGGCAUAGUAGCCAAGAUCAAGAGAGUGAUCAUGGAAAGAGACACUUACCCUCGGAAGUGGGGUUUAGGUCCAAAGGCAAGUCAGAAAAGACUGAUGAUCAAGCAGGGCCUUUUGGACAAGCACGGCAAACCCACGGACAACACGCCCGCAGCCUGGAAGCAAGAGUACAUUGACUACAGUGAUUCUGCAAAGAGAGAGGUGGUCGUUGAAGCAGUCCAAGUCCCACAGGUAGUUGGGGAAGCAGCAAAAGCACUGCAAGGAGUUGCUGAAGCAGUCAAAGCCCCGAAGAGGAAACGAGAGAGUGAGAGUGAAAGUGACGAAUCCCCUCUAGUGACUUCCCAGGUCAUCAAGAAAGAAAAGAAGAAGAAAAAGGACAAGAAGGCCAAAGCAACUCUGGAGAGUGGAGGCGAGCCUGGAAAUGGGGACAGUGACACCACCAAGAAGAAGAAGAAGAAGAAGAAAGCCAAACUGGUGGAAGUGGUUUCUGAAUAGCGAAGCCCAGCCCACUUUAUGCAUCGUGUAUAGCUGGGAGGAGAGAUCAGAGCCCUAUCAAGAAAACAGUUCCAUUUGGUGGCUGGUGAAGGAGUGGAAUGGGUGGAGGGUUCUAGCACAUUUCAUCUGCUUUUAGAGGCCUUGGUGAUAUGGCCUGCUGCGCUCAUUCCAUCUUGUCCUGUUUUAAGGAUAUGAGUGGGGAAAGAGGCAGAUUGUGUGCCACUGACUUCUUUGCUUGUUUUGGGAAACCUCACCUUCAGACCCAGUACUGCCCGGUAACCAUUUUCCAAGGGCCUCUUUAACAACAUCGCAAUCCUCUCUGUUUUUCUUUAACUCCUCUGCCUAACAGUUCAUUGUUCAGCAAAAUGCUGUAGAACCCUCCAUAAGUGGAAGACUUUAACUGAACCACAUGUUUGCUGGGGAAACCCUCACUUCUGAGGUCCCAUCUCUGAGGGCCGUGGGGGCUUCUUUGCACGUCACGGCUUGUGUGUACAGCAGCAUUUACUGAAAUCCCCCGGUCUGUGUUUUAACUCUCGUUGACUUUUAAGGAAAGAAAUUGCUCAUUGCUGAGAGAAAAAGGAAUGUUCUAAUUUUUACUUAUUAAAGUUAACUUGUUAAGUUUUUUAA